Molecule: messenger RNA, 1221 nt
Organism: Miscanthus lutarioriparius
Lineage: Eukaryota; Viridiplantae; Streptophyta; Magnoliopsida; Poales; Poaceae
Source: the annotation of a GenBank genome assembly
AUGGGGUUAGAAGAGUGGGAGCUCUAUCCUUCUUCCUACAUUGGUUCACAGGUCAUAGAAUACAGACCGGUCUCUGAAGACAGCGAUAACGACGAUCAGAAUGGGGGCAUGGCAGUGUCACUGGACGCCGUUCUCCCUGAUGAUCUCUUGGAGAAGGUUCUUUCCUUCUUGCCUGUUGCAAGUAUUAUAAGAUCUGGGUCUGUUUGCAAAAGGUGGCAUGAGAUUGUGCAUGCCCAGAGGCACGCAUGGAGCAAAAUGGUGCCUCAGAAGCCAUGGUACUUCAUGUUCACCUGUAGAGAGGAUGGAGUUUCAGGUUUUGCCUAUGACCCGAGCCUCCGCAAAUGGUAUGGAUUUGAUUUCCCUUGCAUUGAAAAGAGCAACUGGUCUACAUCCUCGUCGGCUGGGUUGGUGUGCCUAAUGGACAGUGAGAACAGGCGCCGCAUUUUGGUGUGCAACCCCAUCACUAAGGACUGGAAGAGACUUCUUGAUGCUCCUGGGGGCAAAACAGCUGAUUACAGUGCUCUUGCCUUUUCUGUGGAUAGAAGUUCUCAUCAUUACACUGUGGCUGUUGCAAGAAGCAACCAGGUUCCAUCGGAGUAUUAUCAGUGGGAGUUUACCAUCCAUUUGUAUGAGUCGGUCUCUGGUAGUUGGGUGACUCCCUUUACUGGAGUACUGCUUGGAUGGAGAGGUGGCGAUGAGUGUGUCAUCUGUGAUGGAGUCCUCUACUAUUUGGUGUACUCCACAGGAUUUCUGGUGAACAAUAAUGAGCAUCGCCAUUGUCUCGUAAUGUAUGAUCUCACUGCAAGACCUAACCACACUUCUCUGAUGAGCAUGGCUAUUCCAGUGCCUUGUGCUCUUACGUGUGGCCGACUGAUGAACCUGAGUGAGAAGCUUGUGCUGGUUGGUGGCAUUGGCAAGCAAGAUAGGCCUGGGAUCAUCAAGGGGAUUGGCAUUUGGGAGCUCCAUAACAAAGAGUGGCGUGAGGUUGCUCGCAUGCCUCACAAGUUUUUUCAAGGAUUUGGCGAGCUUGAUGAUGUUUUUGCAAGCUGUGGGUCAGAUGAUCUUAUCUAUAUCCAGAGCUAUGGGUCGCCGGCUCUUCUCACCUUUGAAAUAAACCACAAGUCAUGGAAGUGGUCCGUGAAGAGCCCUGUUUCGAAGAGGUUCCCGCUGCAGCUGUUCACUGGAUUCUCUUUCGAGCCAAGGCUGGACAUUGCUCUCUAG